AUGCCUUCAAGUUGGAUCCGUUAUCAGUGGGAGAAUGGCUUUUCGGAGAGAGUAGUGGUUCGAACCGCCGAAAUUACUGCAGCGAGAAGACCUAGCACUGAGCCCGAAACUGCAGCAGAUGCAAGUUGGGAAGAAGAUUGGAGUUGGAUGGGAAACGGUACUCAGUACAUCGAAUCCACCACUGAAUUGAAUCUCGUCUUCCACUGGCCCAAUCGACCUGAAAAUUGGAACGACGAUUCCAGAUGA
Molecule: messenger RNA, 246 nt
Organism: Coprinopsis cinerea okayama7#130
Lineage: Eukaryota; Fungi; Basidiomycota; Agaricomycetes; Agaricales; Psathyrellaceae
Exons: 2
Coding region: 1-246 (81 amino acids)
Source: RefSeq, a predicted model, not a curated record